AUGCUGAGUUCAGAUCUGUUGCUCACACACUAUGACCCGACAGCGCCGAUCGUCGUUGCUGCAGAAAUCUCCAAUCAUGGCAUUAGUGCCGUCAUUUCGCGCACUUUCCCCGACGGGUCCGAAAAGGCGAGCAUGCACGCAUCACGAACUUUAACCUCUGCCGAGGAGAACUAUGGUCAAAUCGAGAAAGAAGUCUUAGAAAUCAUCUUUGCCGUCAAGAAGUUCCGCAAGCUGCUGUACGGUCAUCAUUUGACUCUGUUAACCGACCAUAAACUGUUACUGUCCAUCUUCGGUUCGAAGAAGGGUAUCGCAGUCUACUCAGCCAACCGACUUCAGCAACGGGCAACCCUUCUUCUCGGUUACGAUUUUGAAAUCCGCUACUGUCGUACUUUGGGCAGGCUGACGCCCUUUCUCGCCUCAUCUGUAAUCAUCAGGAACCCGAGGAAGAUGCAGUGA
This is a messenger RNA of Dibothriocephalus latus, 456 nucleotides long. The record is from the annotation of a GenBank genome assembly. NCBI's taxonomy places the organism in Eukaryota, Metazoa, Platyhelminthes, Cestoda, Diphyllobothriidea, Diphyllobothriidae.